AUGGCUCCAAAAUCGUGGUUGCCGCUGGCAGACAAUUCUCCAUUCUCACUGGCCAACAUACCUUUCGGUAUUGUGACAAGUCCUCGAACGGGCGUGCCGACGCCUGCAAUAGCUAUCGGCGAGUACGUAUUGGAACUGGGCAAAUUCGCGUCGAAUGAUGGGUUUUCGCGAGCAUCAUCGCUUGCUCCGCAUCUGUCUGUCUUCCAGCAGACGACUUUGAAUGCCUUUGCUGCUUUGGGGCGUCCAGUUCAUCGACAAGUCCGACAGUACCUCCAGGACAUCUUCGCUGAAAACACCCCAUAUCCCGAAAUCCUAAGAGAUCAGAAGACGCUCCAAGAGCAAUGUCUCACACCCUUAAACGAGGUGACGAUGCACCUGCCGCUCACGAUCGGUGAUUACAGCGAUUUCUAUGGUGGAAUGAACCACGCCGUCAAUGCUGGAGCUUUGUUUAGAGGGCAAGCAGGUGCACUCUUGCCCAAUUAUCUACACAUGCCUAUAGCAUACCAUGGCCGAGCAUCGUCCAUUGUGGUAUCAGGCACACCAGUGCGUCGUCCAUGGGGUCAGAUUCUGGACAAUUCAGUGACCGACAGAAAAGCAACACUAUUUGUCCCAUGCCGAGCUAUGGACUACGAACUGGAAAUCGGUGCCUUCAUCUGUCGCUCGAACAACAUAGGCGACAACAUCUCGAUCAAAGACGCUGAGGACGGUCUUUUCGGAUUCGUUCUCAUGAACGAUUGGUCCGCACGUGAUAUACAGCGCUGGGAAUACGUGCCCCUGAGAACUUUCAACGGGAAGAAUUUCGCGACACAAAUCAGUGGUUGGGUUGUGCUUGCCGAUGCAAUGGCGCCGUUCAGGAGCAAAGGACUACGCAAUACGCAAGAGCUCUUGCCGUAUUUGAGAGAUCGGGAGGAUUCUGUGUACGAUUUGAAUCUGGCUGUGGACAUCAUAAGUCGCGAUCAGUCGACUACCGUGUCCCAGACGAACGCAAAGGAUGGUCUAGUCUGGUCGUUCCCUCAGAUGCUGGCCCAUCAGACCAUCACCGGAUGCCCGAUGAAGACGGGAGAUCUGCUGGGCUCUGGAACGAUAAGUGGCGAGAAGGAAGGGUCUCUUGGAUGUCUUUUGGAGAUGACAAUGAAUGGACAGAAAGAGCUCGUGCUCGGGAAUGGAGAGAAGAGAGCGUGGUUACAGGAUGGCGAUUCUGUUCGCCUUCGCGGGUGGGCGGGUACUCCGGAGAGUGGGCUCGUGGGGUUUGGGGACUGUUUAGGUCAAUUGAUUGCUGCACAUGAGUAUGAAGCACUUGAUCUGCCGUGA
Fulvia fulva is the source of this 1311-nucleotide messenger RNA. Its product is annotated as Fumarylacetoacetase. Gene Ontology annotation, biological process: L-tyrosine catabolic process; homogentisate catabolic process; L-phenylalanine catabolic process. The record is from RefSeq and is a predicted model, not a curated record. The transcript has a single exon. Gene Ontology annotation, molecular function: fumarylacetoacetase activity. The coding region runs from base 1 to 1311 and encodes 436 amino acids. Lineage: Eukaryota; Fungi; Ascomycota; Dothideomycetes; Mycosphaerellales; Mycosphaerellaceae.